This is a messenger RNA of Rhincodon typus (whale shark), 1726 nucleotides long. RefSeq lists its product as uncharacterized. The record is from RefSeq and is a predicted model, not a curated record. The transcript has 7 exons. The coding region runs from base 2 to 898 and encodes 298 amino acids. NCBI's taxonomy places the organism in Eukaryota, Metazoa, Chordata, Chondrichthyes, Orectolobiformes, Rhincodontidae.
AAUGACCACAGCAACGAGUGAAGCUGUUGCAUCCAAAUGCAAGCAGGAUGCUGAGAAGGCAUCAAUAAAAGAAACAAUGGAGAAAUUAGGGCAACCAGUGACUGAUCUUUUCAUGAACAAGGACGAGCAUAAGACGAUGGACAAAUCGGGCAUUGUGCCUCUUAACUCCCUCCUCCGCUUCAGUGUUGAUGCCGAAAGGCCACAGUCCAAGCCAAAGAGCAGUUCACGUUUUGGAAGGCUCAGUUACCAUUCCUUUUUCUCCCGGCACAAUCCACAUCCUCAUCGAGUAAGACACAUCAAUGGUCUGAAUGGAAAUCCUGUUUGUGCAGUCAAUGAUGAUUGGUACGUUAACACUCCACUCUCUCCUCAUCCAUUGAUAAAGAGUCAGUUUCCAACGACAAUCCUAGGAAGGCUUGGAUUACCUAUCAGUAUCUAUCAGUGUAAUCCAUUUGAUGACAGAAAUAUCUCAAAGUUUGCUGUAGAAUGUAAAGUGUGUCAUUGUUGGGUCUACUUGUGGCACAGUGGUAAUGUCUCUAUCCCUGGCCUGGGUUCAGAUCCCAUCUGCUCCAGAGAGAAAGAUUUUGUACUGGGAAUGGUUCAGUCAGCUCUAGCAAGCAGUCACCCUGAAUGCCAACAAAAAGCUGAAGGUAGAGAAGGCCAAGAAAGACAGCAAGUUGAUUACGAUCCUACAACCUCAAGCUUUAAAAGGUCCACUUUGAACAGGAGAAAACAUAACAGGUAUUACCUCAAAAAGAAGCCAGAAGUAAUUGAAGAGGAGCAGCCAGAUCACAUUGGAAAUGCCGAAGUCCUUCAAGUUCAUCAAAGCAAGUCUUCCGAACCACCGAGUAAUGGAAAACAGGGAGUCUCAGAUCUGAACAGGAUCACAGAAUGUGAAUGAAACAGUUCAGGAUAAGUAAAAUAUAUAAGUUUAUCUGUCUGAUUGGAGUCUAAAUAGGAAUAUGUUUUUAAAAAUUGUAAUGGGAUAAGAUACUGUUAGGUUAUUCUGCUAACAAUUUUAAAGUUCAAGUCCUCAGGUUAAAUUUAGCAGCUGCCUCAAUAUAUUGUUAAACACUGUCCAUUUACAGCUGGUCAAAUGUAUUACAAAUCCAAUGUCUGACAGUGUACAUUGAAUACAGUUAAUCAGAUUAUACUUUCACUCGUUCUAUCUCAGAGCUAUAAACAGAACGUUUUUAACUUUUGGUUCAUACAAAUGCCUGGAAACUCUGUUUCAUCAUUUAUGGAUUGUAUACAUUUACAGCAACCAUUAUUUUCCAAGUAAUAGUCUUAAUUGAUGAGAAAUAGAAAUUGAUAAAUGCAGGAUUGGCAACUUGCAGUAAAGUUAAAUCUCGUGUGCUAAAGUUAAUCACGUCGCUGGACUUGUCUUUGCUAAAACCAGUUGUGUGAGACAGUCAAUGAUUUUUGUAAAAAUUUGACAAGGAUCUGUAGGAUCUUGCUGUGCACCACAUGACAGUUGUAUUUCCUUCUGAGACAUCAAAGCAAAAGCACUUCAAAAGCUGUGAUGUGCUAUCGGCUAACCUGACGUGAGAGAAGCAACAUAUGUACAUCUCUCUCAAUGAAUAUUGAUCUUUAUCUAUUUCAACUGCUGUAUAAGUUGUCCAUACUUUUAUAGCUUGUAACUCUAAACGUUAAUGCAGUGAGAUUGUGGUCACGUUUGUGUUUAUGUGAUCAAUAUCUGUCACUACUGUUCUGAGUGGUAACUAUUAUU